Molecule: messenger RNA, 2175 nt
Organism: Microdochium trichocladiopsis
Lineage: Eukaryota; Fungi; Ascomycota; Sordariomycetes; Xylariales; Microdochiaceae
Product: tRNA synthetases class I, catalytic domain-containing protein
Exons: 1
Coding region: 238-2121 (627 amino acids)
Biological process (GO): glutamyl-tRNA aminoacylation; translation
Cellular component (GO): cytosol; methionyl glutamyl tRNA synthetase complex; cytoplasm
Molecular function (GO): ATP binding; glutamate-tRNA ligase activity
Source: RefSeq, a predicted model, not a curated record
CCGAGCCCGACCCCGCCACUGCUUGAGUCACGAGUUUUUGGCUGCAACUUAGAGGAGCUGCUCGCCUGGGAGCUCGUUUGCCGAAUUUCCAACAUAAUCUAGACUCCAAUUGAAAGUCCCCCGGGCGCCAGUACACCAACCCAGACGAAUCCGCGAGUUGUCUCUUCAAUCAACCCGUGGAAGCCUGACUACCCCACCAUCCACUCUCUCACAAGACACAGACACACGACUUUCACCAUGAAGGCGGAUGAGGUUGUCGCCGUGUCGACCUCCCUCGGGGGCGACUUCAAGUCGAUCGAGCCUCACCUGAUCCGUCUCGAGAAGCACCUGACUCUCCGGACCUACGUCGCCGGCUACAGCAUCAGCGACCUCGACGCCAAGAUCUGGAUCGCCAUCAAGAGCAACCGCGUUGCCGUUUCGUUCAUCAAGAAGGGCACCUACGCCAACCUCCUGCGGUGGUUCACCUACAUCGAGAAGACCCAUCCCGAGAUCCAGGCCGAGGUUGCGGCCGCCGACAACGAGCGCAAGGCCAAGGUCCAGGCUGCCAGCCGUGCUGGUGGCAGCUACAACCUGGGCCUCCAGGAGGCCGACAAGGGCGUCGUGUGCCGUUUCCUGCCCGAGCCCUCUGGCUACCUUCACAUCGGACACGCCAAGGCCGCGCUCCUCAGCGACUACUUUGCGCAUAUUGCCUACGAUGGCAAGCUGCGUCUCCGCCUUGAUGACACCAACCCCAGCAAGGAGAAGGAGGAGUUCCAGGACGCCAUCAUUGAGGAUCUCGCCCUCAUGGGCAUCAAGCCCGACUUUGUCACCUACACCUCCGACUACUUCGACCACCUCUACGACACCUGCCUGAAGCUCAUCAAGGAGGGCCACGCCUACGCCGAUGAUACCGAUGUCGAGACGAUGCGCGACGAGCGAGGAAAGGGCAUCGCCUCCAAGAGGCGUGAGCGCACUGUCGAGGAGAAUCUCGACCUCUUCGAGCAGAUGAAGCAGGGCACCGAGGAGGGUCUCAAGAACUGCAUCCGCGCCAAGAUCUCGGUUGACAACCCGAACAAGGCCAUGCGCGACCCCGUCAUCUACCGCUGCAACCCCAACGACGCUCACCACCGCACGGGCACCAAGUGGAAGAUGUACCCCACUUACGAUCUCGCCUGCCCCGUCGUCGACAGCCUGGAGGGCGUCACCCACGCCCUGAGGUCGACCGAGUACACCGACCGCAACCCCCAGUUCCAGUGGUUCCUCGACACCCUGAAGCUGCGCCAGGUCUACAUGUGGGACUUUGCCCGCAUGAACUUCAUCCGCACAUUCCUGUCCAAGCGCAAGCUGGCCAAGCUCGUCGAUACCGGCAAGGUCUGGGGCUGGGACGACCCGCGCAUGCCUACCAUCCGUGGUGUUCGCCGGCGCGGCAUGACCAUCCCUGCUCUGCGGGACUUCAUUCUGAAGCAGGGCCCUUCGCGCAACGUCACUUCCAUGGACUGGUCCAGCUUCUGGGCUGCCAACAAGAAGGAGAUUGACCCCGUCGCGCCCCGGCACACUGCCAUCCUCGCCAAGGAUGCCGUCAAGGUCACUGUCACUGGUGAGGGUGUGCCUGCUGAGCCCAAGAGCGAGGAGAAGCCUCUGCACCCCAAGAACGCCGCCAUUGGCAACAAGAAGGUCGUCAUGAGCAAGGAGCUCAUCAUCGACCAGGCUGAUGCCAAGUCGUUCAAGGACGGCGAGGAGAUCACCGUCAUGCAGUGGGGCAAUGCAUUUGUCAAGAACAUUGCCAGCGGCGACGUCAUCCCGAGCCUGACGCUGGAGCUGAACCUGCAGGGAGACGUGCGCAAGACGGACAAGAAGAUCACCUGGCUGUCGUCUGCGGGCCAGAAGCUGAUCCCCGCCGAGCUGUGGGAGUUUGACUACCUGAUCACCAAGGACAAGCUCGAGGAGGACGACGAUCUCGAGAAGUUCCUCAACCCCGUGACGGCCACGAUGGAGGAGGCUCUGUGCGACGAGAACGUCGCCAAGUACAAGAAGGACGACAUCAUCCAGCUCGAGAGACGGGGCUACUACCGGGUGGACAAGGGUGUUGAGGACGGCGGCAAGAUUGUCCUGUUUGCCAUUCCAACUGGCAAGAACAAAUAGAUGGAGAUAGUUUUGGUUGUGAAAGAAUGUAAAAUGAAGAAUUCAGUCAAUACA